CAAUCCUCAAACUGAAAAGCAAGAGGAAUGAGAAAGAAAGAGAAAGAGACAAUAGAAGAAUAACGCGAUAAACAGAAAUGGUGUUACAGUUUCUGAAGCAUCCUUUCACCAUCUCUCGAGGUUUCCACAGUGACACAACCUUAACUAUCCUUUCGCGUUUCCCAACUUUCAAUUCUCCAGUUAGAUGUGUCAGCGCUCAAAUUCCAACUCCAUUUAAGGGAUAUGCUACUGCGAAUUCAGAAAAGGUUUUACCUGUGAAGAAGAAAAAGAGGCUUGAUGAAAUAUGUCUUGAAAAAUAUCAGCAAUAUAGCAGAUCCAUCAUCCAGUCAUGGAUUUUGCAAGGCAAAGUACAUGUCAAUGGGAAGGUGGUAAAUAAAGCUGGUACUCCUGUGUCUGAAAAAGCUGUUGUGGAGAUAAUUGCUGAAGUUCCGAAAUAUGUAUGUAGGGCGGGACAUAAGUUGGAAGCUGCCAUUGAACAACUUGGUGUCAAUGUUGCUGGUAAAGUUGCUCUUGAUUCUGGGCUGUCAACUGGAGGAUUUACUGACUGCUUACUUCAGUAUGGCGCAUCACAUGUUUAUGGAGUUGAUGUAGGCUAUGGACAGGUGGCUGAGAAAAUUCGUAGAGAUGAUCGAGUAUCUAUUAUAGAGCGGACAAAUUUAAGAUAUCUUACAGAACUCCCCCAAAAUGUUGAUUUGGUGACUUUAGACCUUUCAUUCAUCUCUAUUCUCUUGGUCAUGCCUGCUGUGGUUAAUGUCAUGAAGGAGGAUGCAGCCUUAGUAACCUUAGUUAAACCACAAUUUGAAGCUCGUAGGUCUCAGGUAGGAAAAGGGGGGAUAGUGAAAGAUCCUAGUAUCCAUCAAGAGGUUGGCUACAUUAUGGGUUUCUGCUCAUGUUUUAACAAAUUCUCCGUGGACAGUUAUUCAAAGGUUCUUGACAGGAUUAUAAAGGGAGUAGAGGAUUUUGGUUUCUGCAGUAAGGGUUGGAUUGAGUCCCCUCUCAAAGGUGCUGAGGGUAACACAGAGUUCCUUGUUCACUUCACUAGAACCUCAAAAUAAAAGGUUCUUGAAAGAAUUAUAAGAUUUGUUCAUAUUGCAACUUGGAAGGUGCAAUAUUGUUGUAGAGUGAUGGGUUUAUGCCAUGUAAGGGUGAAAUUUUGCAUGAUCCAUUGAAGAAACGACCAUUGAUUAGUGAAACAAAAUGUGAUGAACAAUACAAUCAUUGUAUUAAUGAAUGAAUUGCGUAAAGUUUUUCGCCCACGAA
Arachis duranensis is the source of this 1260-nucleotide messenger RNA. RefSeq lists its product as uncharacterized. Gene Ontology annotation, molecular function: methyltransferase activity; RNA binding. Bases 78 to 1055 code for a protein of 325 amino acids. Lineage: Eukaryota; Viridiplantae; Streptophyta; Magnoliopsida; Fabales; Fabaceae. Gene Ontology annotation, biological process: methylation. The record is from RefSeq and is a predicted model, not a curated record. The transcript is spliced from 10 exons.